Equus quagga is the source of this 2101-nucleotide messenger RNA. It is a transcript of the gene SPAG8, whose product is annotated as sperm associated antigen 8. The transcript has 6 exons. Gene Ontology annotation, molecular function: microtubule binding. Gene Ontology annotation, biological process: positive regulation of transcription by RNA polymerase II. Lineage: Eukaryota; Metazoa; Chordata; Mammalia; Perissodactyla; Equidae. The record is from RefSeq and is a predicted model, not a curated record. Bases 693 to 2084 code for a protein of 463 amino acids. Gene Ontology annotation, cellular component: nucleus; cytoplasm.
CCUACAGAUCUGUGAGUCCUCAUAACUAGUGGUCCACCUGGAACAAGCUUCUAGAAAAGUAGCUGCAGAAAAGCCUGAGUGUAUAGGAAGAGACUGAAACCCAGGACCGAGACUUGCUCAAUCCUGAACCUUACUCAGAUGGCAAGCCAAAUUCUAAGGGGGUCCAGAGGAGGAUGGUUAAUGUGAGGGUCCUUUAUUGGAGAAGUAAUCACACCCAAAAAAAGCUGCUUCCCUUUUACUAAUCCCCAUGUCUCACCGUUUUGCUUUUAAGCUGUUGUCUGAUAUACUUUUAUCCUCAAAAAUUUUAAGAAGACUACCUCCCCCACCCCUCCACUUUUGAGAGUGAACUAAGGGAAAGUACUGUUGCCCUCCCACAAAUACCCCAGGCAGACUUUUGUCUGCUACCACAGCCCUGUGCCUGUCUCCAACACAAAGAACCACUUUAGAAAGCCUCAAAGAAUCGUGCUUGGGUAUAGAGGGCAAGGCCUUAGGCCAGCGGAACCUUAAAAGCCUGGCUGAGGCGGAACGGAGUCGGGACAGAAGACAGCAGGCUCUCCACACCGCGCCAGGUUUAACACUUCCGCCGCGCGGAGAACUUGCCUCCGCCCCCAGCUUCCACGUCCGCCCAGCUCUAGUUCUGCGCAGUCUCCUGGAAUUGUUUGCCGUCUCUAUGGCAACCUAGGACGGUGAAGAUGGAGACCGUCAAGUCUACAGCGGGACCGCCGUCGCGAUCUGUAGACCCACAGUCCAGCUCCGAAGGGCUAGGACCCACUUCGGAACCGUUUCCUUCUUCGGAUGGCACUCCUAGGUCGCCCCCGGCAGCCUCAACCGCAGCAGCUACUGCAGCCACUGCAGCUGUCUCCACUGCCAACGCAGCUGCCUCAUCUGCAAAGACCCCAGCACCCUACUCUGAGAGGAGCCUUCUCAUGGCGCCCUCUUCGGAUAGUCUUCUUGGGGAGCCCAGUGCUGGACCCAGCUUUACCCACAAAACAGGCCAGGAGAGACUUGGCUUUGAGCCUGCCUAUGUUUCCUCUGGUACCCAAGAUCCCUGUACUUCAAAUUAUCUCAGCUCUAGCCCUGGCCCUCUUCCUGGCUCCAGUUCUGGUCCUGCCUCUAGGCCUAGUCUAGGCUGUGGCCAUGACCCUGAGCUCAGCCCCUACACUCAUCCAAGCUUGACAAACCCCGGGGCGGAUCUGGUCCCUCCCUGGAGUCACCACACCCAGUGGGAGCCUCAGAAACAACAACCCUGGAAAUUUUUGCAAGUCUCAGAACCUGGUGCCCGAGGGCUAUGGAAGCCCCCUGAGGUUGAAGGGAAGCAUAAGGUUCUCGAUGAGACAUUGCCACGGGGCCAGUGCCUUCUCUACAACUGGGAAGAGGAGAGAGCCACCAACCACCUGGAUCGAGUCCCAAGCAUGCAGGAUGGCUCUGAAAGUUUCUUCUUCCGACACGGACACCAGGGACUGCUGUCCCUGCAGCUACAGUCACCCAUGCCCUGCAGCACCAGCCAGACAGACUCAUACCAGCCCCCAGGAAACCGCCAUCAGCCAAUCCGAGGGAAGCGUGAAGCCAUGCUGGAGAUGCUCCUGCGGCACCAGAUCUGUAAAGAGGUGCAGGCAGAGCAGGAACCCACAAGGGAGAACUUUGAGGUCGAGUCUGUGACACACCAUGACUACCGAAAGGAGCUGGCGCAAGCAGGGCCUCCUGCCCCAACAAAGCCUCAUGACUACUAUCAGGAGCAGCCUGAAACCUUCUGGAUACAGAGGGCACCACAGCUACCGGUGCGUGAGGGCGAUGAGGUGUUGGGAGUGGGGGAAAGAAGGCAAGGAAGAGGCUAUUCUGUUCUGGCUUGGCACAGAGCGGAAUCUGUCCUCAUCGUGGCCCUUCUCCAGGGUGUCAGUAACAUCAAGACACUGGACACGCCCUUCCGGAAGAACUGCAGCUUCUCAACACCAAUAACUUCAUCUCUGGGGCAGCCUUUGCCCUAUGAACCUGGGAAUUAUUCCCACCAAGUGGGGGAAAUAUCUUCCCUUGCCUGUCAGGGAGGAGGGCAGGGUGGUGGAGGGGGUAGAACUACUCCUGUCUAAGGGUUGAGGAGGGCAGU